UAUAUAUUGCAUUUGCCAGUGCUUCGGCCUUCAUUGCACUCAUUUUACAGUAGUCGCUAUUGAUUCAUUAAUUUUGAGAGUUUCACUGCCGGUUUCUUCUUCAAUACGUUCUCCUUUAAAUUCAUUCAGACGAAGAAGGUUGAUCAAGGAUGUCAUGGUUAUGAUCAGCGGUGACAAAAGCUAUGGAAUUCGGAGAAAACGGGAAUAUCACUCGCAAUCUACACAGCUUUGUAGUACUCUAAGUGCUAAAAGAACACAUGUAUUAAAGAGGAGUUAUGUUAGUGUUAUUUUUGGAACCAUUUUUGGCUUCUUAAUUGGGGUGACAUUUCCUCCACUUUCAUUAAUCAAGCCAUUUGUUAAAGACUCUCUCAAUGUGGGUUCUAUCGUAGAGAGAACUGACUUGAUAACUACUCAAAAUGUUCAGUAUUCUACAAAGAUUUGGGCUUCAUCAAACCCUAGGGGAGCAGAGAGAUUGCCUCCAAAACUUGUUGUCUCUGAGUCAGACUUGUUUCGUCGUCGAUUAUGCGGUGAACCAAGUGAGGACCUAGUUACUAGACCAAAGUAUUUGGUAGCAAUAAGUGUUGGUUAUAAGCAGAAGAAUAAUGUUGAUGAUAUUGUUAAAAAGUUUUCAGAAAAUUUUACUAUUCUUCUGUUUCACUAUGAUGGCCGAACAACUGAAUGGGAUGAGUUUGAAUGGUCUAAGCAGGCGAUCCAUGUUACUGUGACUAAGCAAACAAAAUGGUGGUACGCAAAAAGAUUUCUACAUCCAGACAUUGUCUCUCCAUAUGAAUACAUUUUUAUAUGGGAUGAAGAUCUAGGCGUUGAGAAGUUUGACGCUGAAGAAUAUAUCAAACUUGUCAAGAAACAUGGAUUGGAGAUUUCACAACCGGCAAUGGAGGGGAGUUCAUCAUCGUGGAAAAUGUCUUGGAGAUUAAAUGAUCGCGAAGUUCACAAGAAAGAGAAGUCAGGAUGGUGUAAUGAUUCUCAUUUGCCUCCAUGUGCAGCAUUUGUGGAAAUCAUGGCUCCUGUUUUCUCUCGUGACGCAUGGCGUUGUGUGUGGCACAUGCUUCAGAAUGACUUGGUGCAUGGUUGGGGUCUUGAUUUCACCUUUCGAAAAUGUGUUGCGCCCGCACAUGAGAAGAUUGGAGUGGUUGAUGCUCAGCCAGUUCUUCAUAGAAGAGUUCCUUCAAUUACGAAUGAGGGAGUACAAGAGAAUGGGAUGCCUGGUUGGCUCAUGAUUCGAACAAGAUCUAUUGUGGAGUGGAAAAUGUUUGAAAAAAGGGUAGCAGAUGCAGAAGAAGCUUAUUACAAGUCAAAUGGGAUUGAUCUUUACAACUUCACAGCUCUUAAGAAGGAAAUAACUAUCAUUGACAAUUUGGAAAAAAAAGCAAAAUCAAUCAUGAACAAGUAUAGGAUGGAUCCUAGUCAUGUAUCCUAAUAAUACAAUCUUACUUAUACAUAUAUUCAGAAUAUAAUGCACAUUUUACGUUCUAGGAAGAGUAAGUGAAUGAAUAAAUCAAUAAACAAACAAACAAUUUGAUCCAUGUUGUAGUACUGUAUGGAAGACCGUGUGGAUGAAUAAAAAAAUGACACGUCAUUUUAG
Molecule: messenger RNA, 1603 nt
Organism: Cuscuta epithymum
Lineage: Eukaryota; Viridiplantae; Streptophyta; Magnoliopsida; Solanales; Convolvulaceae
Source: the annotation of a GenBank genome assembly